This is a messenger RNA of Emiliania huxleyi CCMP1516, 660 nucleotides long. RefSeq lists its product as hypothetical. The transcript has 2 exons. Bases 1 to 660 code for a protein of 219 amino acids. Gene Ontology annotation, cellular component: mitochondrion; endoplasmic reticulum. Lineage: Eukaryota; Haptophyta; Isochrysidales; Noelaerhabdaceae. The record is from RefSeq and is a predicted model, not a curated record. Gene Ontology annotation, biological process: protein targeting to ER.
AUGGUUGUCAUCGAGGAGAUUGACUCUGCGCGCCCAAUCUAUGGCCCACCAGACCCGCUCGCCUUCCCAUCCGGGCCCUCGGGUGCGAAGAAGGCAGCCGCGCAGCCAAUGGAGCAGGAGCCUGAGAAGGAGCAAGAAGGACAGAUUGAUUUUACACAGCCGGGAAACGUCGACAUGGCGCGGCUCGUCUUUCUGCUCGGCAACUUUGCAAUCGCCAUGGUCACGCAGCGCACCCUGAUGUGCGUCAAAAAGGUGGCGAAUCCAAAGAGGAUUGCGGAGCCAGGCCCUGUGUGGGCGCCGUACGCGAGCGAGGACGGCUCAAUCUCGGUGGAACAGCAUGACGCAAUGGUGGUGCAGGGGCUGCAGAGGAAGCAGUUCCUCUCCUUCCUCCUCAUCGGGGCGCUGCACUACUAUUGGAAGCUGAUUCCGCCGAUGCUUGUCUCGUGCUUCAUCGGCGUCAAGGGUUUGUACGACUGCCCAGCCGUCCACAUAUACCUAUUUGGCACCGAUGAGGCCGCGUACACGCGGCCGUGGGGCAGCACCUUUGUCGAGAGCAAAGAGGGAGAUACUGCAGCGGCGCCUGCAGCGCCGGCUCUGCCGGCCAACAUGUCUGUGAAGGAGGCGCGGGCGAGGAGCUUAGGGGGCAAGAAGGCGAGGUGA